AUGGCCUCCAGUCCCGACCCGCCGUCCCCGUUACUCGUUCGGCUGCGGGAGUCCAUCCCCCGGGCGCAUAGGAAGCUAGAGAUAUACUUCCAGAGCCGGGCCUCGGGAGGCGGGGAGUGUUCGGUUCAGGCCGUGGGCCCCAGCGCCCCGGACACCUUCGAGGUGAAGUUCCUAAAAAAAUCAGAUAAGGAGAACGUGUUGAAAAAGAGAGACCACCAGAUGUUAGUUGGUGAGAAACCUGUGACCAUUGUCCUGGAAACUAUUAAAAAGCCAGUAGAGGACCUGAGACCCAGACUUCCAUCCUUGACACAACCAGCUGAGACACCAAGCCCCAGACAUCUAUCCUUGACACAGCCAGCUGAGACACCAAGCCCCAGACAUCUAUCCUUGACACAGCCAGCUGAGACACCAAGCUCCAGACCUCCAUCCUUGACAGAGUCUCUGAAUGAAGCACUGUGUGAUGAGAUGUAUCUCGGUGAUGAUCAUGUUUUUAACUCUGUUGACUCAGUUGUCCAAAAGGUCUUUCUUGCUGUGACCGCUGAGCUGAACUGUGACCUGCUCUCUAAAGAGCAGAGAGCAUAUAUAACCACGGUCUGCCCUCAUGUCAAAAGCAUGGAGGGUAGAGACGGAAUUAAGAAGGUGUGUGGCAACUUCAAAGAUAUUGAAAAGAUAUAUCAGUUCUUGAGUGCCCAGCUUAUGGAAAGUGAGCAGAAGGGGAAGUACGCCCCACAGAGAUACACACCUUCCGAUGUGGAGAGGGAGCCACCCGAUCCGAGCAGUUUUGAAGUUUCUGUACUUUUGCUUGAAUAUUUCAAGCAUAUUUAUCCGGGUAGAAUAGAGGCCAUAGAGAAAAAAUUUGGUGUAAACAUUGUAAUCCAAGAGAGUGCUCCCAGUAUGGUCUCUAUAGGCUUCACCUCCAGCCAAUCAGGAAACUUAGAAGAAGCAAGUCGGGCUUUUGUCAGAGGCUUUCAGAAAUGCACGCAGUCUUUGAAGCAAGAUUGUAUCUCUUUAGAGGAGCACCAGAGAGCAAAGGAGGUCAGACAGGAGCUGAGUCGCUGCUUCCCAAAGCUCUUGAUAAAGGCACAGGGAAGAAAGCUAACUCUCCUCGGCUCUUCGGCUGACGUUUCAGCCGCCACACAAAAGGUCUCCCAAACUCUUGUCCUGACACCUGUGAAAGUAACCACAUCUGGGUACAUGUCGGGAAUCGAAGUUGAUUCGACUCGCUUUAAGCUUCUAGAACCGGAACUGCUUCAGGAAAUCUCAGAGAUCGAAUGGAAGUUUAACAUGUGUGUCACAGUCCUGGAAAAAGGGCAGAAAACCUCCAUUCUCUUUGUCCCCAAGGAUAAAGAGUUAGACUUGUCUGUGCAGUCAUACACAAGUUUUACUGAUGCCUUCCAGCAUGCCAUGUGCCAACUGAGGACAGAAGUUAUGUCGCUGAAACAGUUGGGCAAGGAGAGAGCUUGCUUACACAAGACCAAGUUUGCCGACGACUUAAGAAAAAAGCACCCACACGUGCACUUUGUGAUAUCUCAGGAGUCAGUGACCUUGACUGGUUUGCCGAAUCACCUUGCGCAGGCAAUGCAGUCUGUCUCCAAAAGAACAGGACUCUCUCUGUCGUCUGGAGAGAAAUUGGCUAUGGAUCAUGAAACACCCAUGGAGAUCAACAGGGAUGACUCGAAUGUAGCUUUACCUCCUCCUGGAGGCUCUGCAAGCAGCCCUGCAGCCUCAAAGGGGAACAAGGACGAGGACAACUGUGUCAUCUGCAUGGAUACCAUCAGCGACAAGUACGUGCUCGAUAAGUGCAAGCAUGAAUUCUGCGCCUCUUGUAUCAGCAAAGCCAUGUCAAUCAAGCCUGUCUGCCCUGUGUGUCUGACUUCCUACGGUGUCCAGAAAGGGAACCAGCCAGAGGGAACCAUGACUCACGCCAUUCAAAAAGAGUCACUUCCGGGUUAUGAAGGCUGUGGUACUAUCGUGAUUCAUUACAUUAUGAGCGCUGGCACCCAAACAAAUAAGCACCCAAGCCCAGGAAAGGCUUAUCCUGGAACACAUCGAAUUGCAUACUUGCCUGAUAACACCGAGGGAAGAAAGGUUUUGGAUCUGCUCCGAGAAGCCUUUAAACACAAGCUGACUUUCACAAUAGGAUAUUCUCGAGCAUUAGGAGUCUCAGAUGUCAUUACAUGGAAUGAUAUUCAUCACAAAACACAAAAGUUUGGAGGACCAGAAAAUUUUGGCUACCCUGAUCCUGAUUACCUGAAACGUGUCAAGGAGGAGCUGAAAGCAAAAGGGAUUGAGUAAGGAAACUGCAGGGAAGAUGUCUAUCCACUUGAAAAAGAAGUGUGUUAGGAGGCUGUGUUAGUACAACCAAAAUGUUUUUCUAGAAAAACUUUAUAACAUUUUUCAUGUGAAGUAGUUUGCUUGCCAGUUAUUUCUAGAGUGCCACUCUUUGAUGGAAGGCGAACUAUAAAGGGCACGGGCUGGGAAAAUGGCUUCAUCUACAAAGUGUCAAGAAAGGAGCUCAGAUCUGCAUCCUCCAUAGUGUGAUGGGAUGCACUUGUAAUCUUAGCACUGGUGAGUGGAGACAGGAGAAUUCCUGGAGCUUACUGGUUAACUAAUCUAGUCAAAACC
Molecule: messenger RNA, 2625 nt
Organism: Arvicanthis niloticus (Nile rat)
Lineage: Eukaryota; Metazoa; Chordata; Mammalia; Rodentia; Muridae
Gene: Dtx3l
Product: deltex E3 ubiquitin ligase 3L
Biological process (GO): Notch signaling pathway; protein ubiquitination
Source: RefSeq, a predicted model, not a curated record